AUGCAAUUCCCGUCAACAAACCUAAGCCCCUCCGAGGCCCAGAACGCUCCUAUCUACCUCCACGCCGAACUUCUUCCGCACAUUCGUCAUAUUACACUUCAAAUUUCUGUUUCUGCUGGGGAUAGCAAUGCUCAAACCCAUGCAAUUCCACACAGUGCUGUGAAGGGAAAGAACGAUGACGUGGAUAUCGCACUCUCCGAGUCCCGCCGUGCGGUAUCGGCAGAAACUGAUGCGGGUAUCGAAGCAGCAAUGGAAACGAUGAAGCUUCCCGCGCGGGUCACCGCGAGCGCAGGAUAUGUGCUUCGCUCCCGGCAGUGGCAGUCCACUGGUGAGGGUCGACGGGAAUUGUCGUUUCGGAUGCAGGUUGACGAUGAUGCGGACAAGGAGAAAGACAUAGGGAGGGACGAAGAGCUGGUCGGUGGGUUUGUGCCGUGGAGGGCGAUGGAUAUGGGGCCAAGCACGAGGGUAAGGUGUCGGGGAUGUCAAGGGAUAGUCCUGGAUCAACCUCAAUCACCUGCCGGUGAAGGUGAGGCCGGAAAGGCUGCAGCAUCGGGGGGAGGAGGCUGGGUGUGGAAGGAUCUACCCAGUGGGAAUUGGGCGGAGAUGAUGGAUUUUUGGCAUUGUCAUAAACCGGAUCCUGAGGAUGGUCAUGAUCAUGGCCAUCAUGAUCAUGCUGCGGGUGGUCGGCUGGAAGAUCCCAAUGCGACGGUCAAAGGGUAUGGGGCUGCGAAUCAGGUCGUGGCUACGCUGGGCACGGUUCUGGUGGAUGUUGCGACCUUCUUGGUAGCGGCUGAAGAUUGCUUGAAGAAUAUCCGCUGUUGCAAUUGUAAUGCAUUACUCGGCCAAGUCGACCCUAUUGCCAAAGGCUGGAGGCUCUUCAAAACCGCACUCUCUGCUACACCUGCGAAUGUUACUUCGACAUCAUCUCCAAUUGACGAUGAGCAGUCAGAGUGGGAAACCCACCCCAUAGAGAUCAUCGUCGCAGCCCAGCUAUUGGAGCUGGUCGAGCGAGAAAGUGCCCGCCGCUUCGUUGUUCACUGCGGACAGAAAGGCGGAUUGUUGAUCUGGGUCUUCAAUCCAGACAUGCGGUACUCCAACUCCAGUGUCGACCACAGCGUCGCCGCUCAACGAGCGAUGAAGGUGUUCUUCCAACGUCUUGAUGAUGUCGAGCGAACGCUACACCCGGAGGUUGGGAAGCCGUCCACUACACUGGCGCUGGAAGAGUUAAGGCUGCCGGUUGAAACGUAUAGAGCUCUGGAGGAGGUGGUAGAGGAGAGGAAUGCGAUGCUGCCGGCGUCGGCGAGAGAGUUUCGGGAGUGGAGGGUGGGGAUUUUACAUCGAUUGCAACGGAGAGGGUGA
This is a messenger RNA of Aspergillus saccharolyticus JOP 1030-1, 1359 nucleotides long. RefSeq names its product HECT-type E3 ubiquitin transferase. NCBI's taxonomy places the organism in Eukaryota, Fungi, Ascomycota, Eurotiomycetes, Eurotiales, Aspergillaceae. Gene Ontology annotation, biological process: protein autoubiquitination; protein polyubiquitination; proteasome-mediated ubiquitin-dependent protein catabolic process. The coding region runs from base 1 to 1359 and encodes 452 amino acids. Gene Ontology annotation, molecular function: cyclin binding; ubiquitin protein ligase activity; ubiquitin conjugating enzyme binding. The transcript is spliced from 5 exons. The record is from RefSeq and is a predicted model, not a curated record. Gene Ontology annotation, cellular component: cytosol; nucleus; ubiquitin ligase complex.